CAUGCGAUGCCGUGUGAGUGCGAACUACAAAAUACAAGAUUAUGUAAAUUUAAAGUACAUCUGAGAUGGGUGAAAGUCCAACGUCUUGUGAAAUCUGUCAUGUUAACUUUGACAGCAGAGAGGAUUUUCAAGAGCACACUUGGUCUUUUCUGCACCACAUCAAGAUAGAGAAGAAAAACAAGGGUUUGAAACACCGCUGCACUCUGUGUAAGAAUGUCUCUAGCACACUGAAGGAUUAUAACAGCCACCUUGAGGAAGCACGGCACGGUAAGGCCUUGCUACAGUUGCGCAAAGCACAAGGACGAGAGCCGGCCAAGGUUGAUCCGAAAAAAAUCAGGAAUACGAGUGCCGUGUCACAUGAAGGGCUGCCUCAAAGCGUCAACAACAGAGAGGAACCCGUGGCUGAGAAAAGACAGCCGUGGCACAACGGCUGGUCAGACUUUCCGAAAUAUCCCACGAGGCUGAACGAACCACCUCCAAGUUUAUUCAACUUAAGAUUUGAUCAUUAUAGCAGAGGAGGUCCACGUGAUGAUGAAUUAAGACUAGGUAGAACACCACCAACACAGCAGAUUUAUUGGAACGACGGUGCCAUGCACCAGAACUCCAGAAAUCCGGGCAGGGAGUGGAUGAAAAGGAACAGUGCAGACAGAGGUCGUGGCUGGGGUAACGCUGCGUCUAAACACAGCCUGUCGUGGUGGAACCAGAACACUGGACACGGUGCUCCUGGUUGUGGCGGCGGCGGCAGUGGUAAUACCUACUGGCAACGUUGGUCGAACCCCCAAGACUAUCAUCACCAGCAAAACGACGCAGCCUACGAGAGGAGACGCGGAGACGAGGGAUGGCAGCAGCCUCAUUACGACAGCAGAGGCACCACGGCUCCGCGCGACCCAUUCUACCAAGACAGGUCAUACGCGCCGCUUUUCACCGACUUCGGGCCGCGAUCGCAGGCCGCUGCAACACGAAAUAUCGAGCGCGAGUCUAUCAGAAAGCCACCACUACUCGCUACACCGGUGCGAAGCGAACCCGCGGGUGUUAAUUCCCACUCACGCGAUAACGGAUCGCAGUUUUUGGCAGACAGCAGGCAAGAGAGACUCGGCAUUUCGAACGAACGAGCGGAGAAGGUUUGCGCGAGUGGUGCAUGUGAGACGUCGGGCGGGGGUCGGCGGCCGGUGGGGGCGGCAGACAGCAGGCAAGAGAGACUCGCCGUUUCGAACGAACGGACGGAGAAAGUUCGCGCAAGUGGAGGUCGACAGAAUGCGGGGUCGGCAGGGGAGGAGCACAGCAGUGUGGUGUCAAGCACCAACGAUUUGUUCUUCAUAGACACGAAGGGAGAUCCGACGAUGCGCAGCGCGCGUCCUGAGGAGAAACAACGCGAAGAGAAGCUGACGAAAAGUAGCAGAGCGCAGCCGAAACAACAGUCGAAGAAAACCCGCGCCUCUCCCACCUUGAAACAGGAGAAAUGUAAGAGAACGAACGCGGAGGUCAAAGGCGGGGCGCGCACGGCAGUACGUCCCACGAAAGUUCCCCGCUCUGCGAGUCGCCAGAAAGGGAGUAGCUCUGAGGGAAGCGGAGUGACGGAUGUUGCCUUGCAGCGCAGAGGGAAAGAGUUAAGAAAGGGCAGCAACGGGAAGAGCGGGGAGGCUGCCGUAGCGUGCAAACCGGGGAAGAUCGCAGAAUGCGCGACGACGGCAGGCGAAGUGGGAAAGCCCACGAAUGAGGUCACGCAGCCCGAGAAACGGAUGCAGGAGAUCGGUAAAGACACGAGAAGAACAGAGGGUUUCGUAGCGACCACGGUAGUGAAACGUGAGAUGGAGGAGCAGCACGGGAGGAGGGACACGGAGGAGAGCAGUGGAAGAGAAGAAGAAGACGAGUGCAGGAAGAAGGAGGUUGCAGAGAGAAGAGCAGUGGUGAGAGCUGUGAAGAAACCGGUAACGAAAGCUGAGCUGAUGAAGAUGGUCACGAUGCCUCGAUCACGGAUGCAACGCAUGCAGCUCACACACUUCGUCAAGUGCUACACAGCCAGCAAGAAAAUGUCACUACCACGUUUCAACAUCAAUAUGGGCACGUCGGAAAUGGUCCUCGAUUCGGCUGGGCAGCGGUGUUCGGCGAAGAAAGAAGCCAUGGUAUCCGAGGAGAUGUUAGAACUGCCUGCAGAGUUUGCUGAUUUAGCGGAUCUAGAGUUGCCAGACAGCAUCUGGAGCGAAAUACAGGACAUACUGCAGCAGGAAUCGUCCGGGUUUACGGAAGAAUCUUCGUCUGACAGUAACAUGCCCGCGCACAAUUCUGAACAGGUGGCACUGGCGAGGGCUCGUGCACCGGCUGCGGCCGUCGCCGCUGUGGGUGUCUCGGUGAAGAUGGAGGAUCCUGGGGAGGAUAACGAUUACUCCAUGCUGGAUGAGUAUCUGAUGAUGGAAGCUGAGUCCGGGGGCCACGGCGACAGUGGAGGAGGCACACCGCUACACGCUCUCCCCAUCACAGGGAAGAUGGCCGACGCUCCAUCGGCUACAAAUCAGCACGGUACGAUCAGCGAGGGAAACAAGCGCGCAUCCAAGGGUCCGCCGCCUGCCGUCUGUUCCUCGACCAGCAUCGACGCGGAGGGGAAGACCGGGCUUCCUGUCGUCGCGGUGAUGGAGGGGCCGCCAGGGGACGCCGGCUUGGAUGGCAGCGACAAGAUGGAGGCGGCACUGAGCAUUGAGGCUCUCCUCUCAGCGGAACUCACGGAGUUUUCGGGCGGCGUCGAUGUCUGGGACGCAUCGACAAAGCCGGCGAGUCAGCCGCCCGCGGAUCGAAAAGCGAAUCUGAAGGUGGAUCCUGAUUCGGCGGAAAGUCGGAUGGUGCCGCCUCGCAACAGCAGCGCCCCCUGCCCGGGCUCGCGCGAUUUCAACACGGUCAUCGCGUGCAUAAAGCGUGAGCUGAAGGAGGAUGCCUGCGAGAGUGAGGCGGGGGUCUCUCUCAUGGAGGAAGAGGACAUCACGACGACGUCUGGCCGGCGGGAGAGAGCCCCGGAUGCGCGGGAAGCGUCCGGUGCUAUCCGCGUGCGAAGCAGCGUCAAUGCAACUCUUCCUGCAGGCGCAGUAGAUCAGACAUCUUCUGCAGGAGACCAGAGUACACCGAACAGCGAAACUGCUGGGACGACUUCGCCAUUCGUAGACAACACGUGUGAUUCCCACAGUAGAGGUGCGUCCGUAUACCAUACUAGCGCAUAUACAUCACAGCAUGCGGCUGGCUCCACUACACACGGAACCCCCAACAGCACUGCGGUGGGGUCGCAAGGUGGUGCCGAUACAUCGCGUGACGCACGCACACGCGAUCUACCGACGCCGCCGACGCCACGUACGGUCGACUCGCCGGUUUCCGCCACUGGGGGCGCCAGCGUUGCUCGUCGCGCGGGAAGCGUCGAUGGGCGGGCAUUGCUCUCUGACGAACAAGCGAACGCUCGCAGCAUUCUCGCGUCUCCGCCGCUGAGCGAGGGGCAGGCGAGUCACGGUGACCGGCUGCUGAUGAUAUCCGUGGAGGAGGAGGAGGCGAAGGAGGAGAGGAGGGCAGCGGAGAUGCACCACACUUACCUUAACGCCGUGCUGAAACAAACGGAGGAAGCAAUCCGAGAAAACAAGGCCAAGAUGGAUUCGUUGAUACAACGAGAGAGUGAGCUGCAUCAGGAAAGAAAGCAAAUCGUGCAAGGUGCGAGAGCAGGCAGGCGGACACGCGUCGUCACCCCUAGCAACGUCAGCUCCUCUCCCGCGACAACCUCCAAACCCGAGGAGAUGAAGCAGGAGAAUCCACUCACCGCCAGCUCCUCCCCUUCGCCAUCGCCCGCUGCGCCCCCCAGCACGGACGCGGCGGCGGGCGACCCCGCAGCGGCGGAACAAGUGAACAUCGCGUACCUGGGUCCGCUGAGCGCGUCACUGCUCCUGCAGCUUCAGGCGGAGCUUGCGAUGACGGGGAACAGUAGCGAGAUGGCGUUCGCAGAGUACGCAAACCUCGGUGUCGUCUCACAGCUGUCCGCCGCCGUUCAAGAGGCGCCGCCUGGUAUGAACGCCAUAAUGGCAGUGCCCCCUGGUGGGAACUUCGUAGAGGAAGCGCGCGAGGCGCAGGCGGGUACCAGCGGGAAGGCUAGGUCAGGUAAACGGAGGAAACGAACGAGAACGGGCUCUGAGGAGGAGGAGGAGGAGCCAGUGAGGGGGAAACGCGAGAAGAAAUCGAAGAAGCUCGCACAGGCUUCUCUAAAACAGGGGAAGAAGAUGAAGGGAAAAAAGAAAAAGUUAGUAAAGCCGAGCAAGAAGCAAUGUAAGCAGAAGUCAUUGAUACCAGCAGAGAAACAAGUGAGCAAUAUGCCCGCUGAUACCAGUGCUCAUUCAGCAGAACCCAUAAAAAGCGAUAGCAGGGCAACCGAUGAGGGUUGCGGUGUCGAUCUGGAAUGUCUCCGCUCGUACCUGUGUGGAGGGGUUCCAAUUAAGUAUUGUGGUCAUACAGGAGCUGUGAUGGAUCUUCAGAUCUAUGAAGAUGCUGAGCUGAUGAAAGCAUUUCUCAUCACUUGUUCCGGAGACCGCACUGCCCUGCGAUUUGACCUAGUGAGUGGUCAGUGUUUGAACAUCUACGGGGAACAUAGCAAGGCCGUCACUUCCAUAUACCUCGCGUGCGCACAGAAGACAACGAAGAUGAGGCUUUACACGGGCUGCCUGGACGAGACACUCCGAUGCUUCGAUGUCGAGAGUGGGAAGCUGAUGAAGCAGCUUCGCGUGGGAGAGAGGAUUCACGCGAUGUGUGGCAAUAGCUUUCUGGGAAAUAUCUACCUGGGACUUGCAAACGGUCACGUACUGCACGUGAAAAUGAAGACGGGCAAGGUGGUUGACGAUUGGCCGUGCUCCACGCGCGUCAUAUGUUGCCUAGCAACGGCUCGGGAGGGCUCGCGUCACCUCGUUGUCAUCGCAUCCUUCGACAAGUCGAUCACUCUGCGCGACGCGACGACGGGGCUCUUCCUGCGCAUGCUCAACGGACACAAGAACAUCCCUAUAUCGCUCGUGGUUGCAAGCCAGAAGGUGCUCAGUACAGCUGGAGAUGGGAGAGUGCUAGUUCACGACCUCUACACUGGUGACCUUGAGAAAGUCUUGAAGAACAAGAUUGGUUCUGCAAGGCGGGUGAAAGAAAAGAACGGCCAUCUGUGGUCAUGUGACCAGGAUGGGCUCGUUUCCUGCCACGAUAUCAGUACGGGAGAACUGUUGAAGGUGUACAGAGGAGCGGACAAUGAUGUUCUGAUGUCUCUGUGCGUCUACUCUGAUCUGCUGAUCACGGGGAAUCGCCGGGGAGGUGUCGAGGCCAUGCUGCUGCAAAACUCCCAGCCGUAUGUCUGCCAGAUCGAGGGAUGCGGACUACCAUUCGCGUACCCAGAGCACCUGAUUCUACACAUGGCUUCACACGGCGAACAGUCGAGCGGCUCGUCAGCGCGGAUCGUGGAGAGUCAGCAGCAGCCGAGCAGCACCGUGGCAACGGAGCAAGGCGGCGCUGUGAGCGUGGAACCCACCAGCACGUCCUGACUCUGUGUAGAGGAAGCUCAGUGCCUACAUGCGGGUACAUGCGCUGAUACUUGGCAUUGGCGUGCUGCCUUAGUUGCUAGCGUAGGAGGUGCUGCCAUCUUUUGUCAACGAAAAUUUGCAUUAUCGUGGUGCAUUUGGUUGGAUAUGCAGCUACCGAGUUUACAUUGGGAAAUCAGAGAGUGAGGGACAGAAAAAGAUGGAGUGAGAAAAAAAGACAGAAGGGAGGGAGGGAGGGAAGGAAGGACGAGAGGGGGAGGGAAGUAGGAAGAGAAGGAGAGAUAGAUGGUUUAUUCACAGACACGUGACAAACACAGCUGGUCAACUAAUAACAUUGAAUUUCUCAUAUGCCUAAGGGUAGCGUGAAACAAUUUUGUUGAGUCGUUUUCAGCCCCACUCAAUCAUCAAUAAGAUUGCCUUGUUUAUGUUCAAAAGUGCAUCUAGAUGAUUCAAUCAAAGUGUGGUGUUGCCAUUUCAGAUUAUUUACAAUUAAAGGAAUAAUAGGUUCAUUGAUUAUGAAAUGUUGACGAAUGCUAGAGUAACUGGCACCUUG
Molecule: messenger RNA, 6084 nt
Organism: Priapulus caudatus
Lineage: Eukaryota; Metazoa; Priapulida; Priapulimorpha; Priapulimorphida; Priapulidae
Exons: 22
Coding region: 66-5534 (1822 amino acids)
Cellular component (GO): cytosol; membrane
Molecular function (GO): RNA binding; SH3 domain binding; oxidoreductase activity
Source: RefSeq, a predicted model, not a curated record